AUGGAAGCUUGCCGAGACAUUUCAAAAUACAAAGCACAAGGACCGGCAUUUGCGGACGGAUCGAUAAAUUGGGAAUGUCCCUGUAUGGGCGGAGGAACGCUUGUUGCACAUCGAUGUGGUCAUCAUUUUAGAAAACUGUACAAAUGCAUGAAAGCGAGUGAUGAAAACGAUGCAAUGGUGAAAUGUCCUGAGCAAUUCAUCGAUUGGGCCACUUGUAUGCAAAAUUUGAAUGAAAAGGCACGAGAAGCGAUGAAAAGAAAUUUACUCGAAGAGAAUCGACAAAAAACACCUUCCAAA
Messenger RNA from Mesorhabditis belari, 297 nucleotides. NCBI's taxonomy places the organism in Eukaryota, Metazoa, Nematoda, Chromadorea, Rhabditida, Rhabditidae. The record is from the annotation of a GenBank genome assembly.